Molecule: messenger RNA, 6201 nt
Organism: Pseudogymnoascus verrucosus
Lineage: Eukaryota; Fungi; Ascomycota; Leotiomycetes; Thelebolales; Thelebolaceae
Exons: 2
Coding region: 233-5938 (1901 amino acids)
Source: RefSeq, a predicted model, not a curated record
GUUCAAUUGUAUAUGCCCAAAGCGGCAACAUCGAUUAUCUCGUCUCUUCUCGUCGCAUCGCUGGCAAUAUACUCCCCGAGUACCCCACUGACCCUGCUUUGCUACCCCAUAUACCAUACAACACACUAUACAAGCUGUCUCAAAUUACUCGAACCUCACAAAUAUAAACCAUUGCAUACUACAGCCGGAUGUCAACAUCCUAAGUGACAAUUCUCGCCUUGCGAUAGUAACGAUGCCACUCAAUGAGAUGGACAGCUCGAGGGAGAACGAGAGGCGAUUGAGGCACCAGAAUUCCGGCUCCAUCGAUUUUGGCAAGGCCAUGAUCCCCAUGUGGGAUAGCUCUGAUCCGGACAGAGCACCUCCUCCACUUCCAUUAAACCCCUCAUCACCAAGUGUCACCUCGCGGCCGAAUACGUCGACUGCUAUACAAUCAGCACACGCAGCCCUCACAGAGAGGGGCCGAGAAGGUCCACUCGCCGCGAAUAGUGCAGUAAAGCGCAUGGAAACUCCAGAGAGAUCUCUUAUCAAGGGCGCUGCACACAAGCGCAUGCAGUCAUUACAGACAGGCCAUGUACGAGACCUAAGCAACUUCAUAGAUGGUGGGGGCUUGUCGCCGACGAAGUCACCCGAGAGAUCGUCGGAGAGGACGCCUCAACGUCCUCCAUCACCAGAUAAGAAGGACGACGAAGAAAACAACGAUAUGGCGAGAUCACCAGAGAAAGAAAACAGCCGCUCAGCUACACCUACAGCGGCUCCUACACUACGAGAAAACUUCAACGUGCGGCCAUCACUACGCCGACCACAAUCGAGCAUUCUGAGCGACAGCAGUUCCCCACAGUCUGCCACGAUGCUGGCCUUACAAUCUAUGUCCAACAGAGAGAGCCGAGAAAGUCGGGAAAGUAGGGAGAGUGCAAGCCCGCCACCUCCGGCGACCACUAAUAACUCUACUGCGAUGGUGCGCGUCCCGCAAAGUUUUGACGCUAUAUCAAACCAGAUUCUCAGCCUCACGAGCAUUGCGACGAGCCUUCAACGUGAGAUGGCCCAGCUGAAUCGCCGAAGCAAAGAUAACGCCACAGACUUGGUGAGCCUGAAAGAGGCAACAAAUGCGCGAGACGAAGAUAUCAGGAAAAGCCUUCGCGACCUUUCUACAAAUCUGACUACGCCUACAAAUCAAUCACCCUACAUGCUACGCUCAAGCGAGAACUAUAUGCUCGACGAUAAACCCCAUACCCCGCAAUCAAGGAGCGUGAAGUCUAUUUCGCUGCCACGGAUACCAAGCCCAACCUCAUUUUCGGCAUCAAUCGAUCGCGGACUAACGGGGACCCCGGCCCCGACCUCUUACAACCCCGACGGUUCUGCAUCCAUCGCCCUCCUGGAGAAGGUUUUGAGAGAAAUGGGGACCAAAGAAGGCCAAGACCUGCUCGUGUCCCGCUUAACUGAAGUCUCCAACCUGCUCUCCCAUGACGGGAUGGAGACAGCGAAGAAGAUGGACGAGGUUCUGGAUUUAAUCAAAGAAGGUUCUGGUCACCGUGCGCUGGUUGUCAACAAAAGUGGCGGCAACAAUUCCAGGCCUCGUGACUUCAGCUUCGAACAGCCUCCAAAAUCAGAAGUAGAUUACGAUGGACUCCGUUCAGGACCUAUGGUUAGUCGUGUGGAGAAUCUUCUUGGCGGUGGGUUGAAGGAGAGUGGGAAGUCUCGCGCGUCCGACAUCAUCAAUGAAGACGUGUUGAAGUUAAUCAAAAGCAUUAAAGAUAGUGUGGCACAAGGCGGCGGACUUACAGCUGAAGUCAAGGCCCUCGUGCGUGAGCUUCGGGGUGAAGUUCUUGGAAUGGGCCGUGAUAUUGGGAGGAAACUCGAACAGGCAAGGAGCGACCCCAGCGCUUCAUCCCAAGACGCAGCCGCCUCGAACGAACAGGUAGCUCAGAUUAUAAACGAGGGGCUUCUGGAUCUCAAACAGCAUCUGGAUCACGUAAUGCGAGAAGCUCGUCGGCAAUCAUCGUCAUCAGCCAUAUCUCGAAGCAAUGUUGAUGGCCAAGAGGUAUACCACGCCGUCAGAAGUGCUCUCACCGACACCCAGCCCGCCGGAGUUGCAAAGGAAGAUGUCAUAGAUGCAGUCCGAGAAGCAUGGGAGAACUACAAGCCAGAUAUCGAGCUGCAGCACUUCGGAUUAGAGCGUGAAGAGAUGCUAACAUGCCUCAAGGAAGGCAUCCAAGAGUAUAUGCCUCAAGACACUGGUCGCGAAGUUGGCGCCACACGAGAAGAGGUGUUUGUAGCUGUUGUCGAAGGCCUGAAACACUUUACGCCACCUCAAGUUGAGACAGAGGCAAGCCUCUCGCGGGAUGAAAUCCUUGACGCAGUGAGGGAAUGCCUGGAGGAGUUUGAAUUCCCAUCUGCCCCUCCACCAGAACCCAGAGAUAUCGAUACCAUGAGAGAGGACAUGCUCGAUGCUGUUACAGAGGGUUUGAGUCGCUUCGAUUUUCCAAUCCAAACUAUGCAAGGCAACGAACUUAGCCGCGAUAUUGGAGGAGAUUCUCUGACGAAGAAUGAUGUUUUCGAUGCCGUCAAGGCGGGUCUAGAGGAUAUACCACAAACUUCCGAUGCCUACGGCGAGCAAAUUCAUGAACGUCUCCAAGAAGUUCUUGACGCUAUGCACAGUGAAUUUAGGGCUGUUUCUGACGAAGCUAAGCAGAAUGUGGCAGCUCAUGGGCGGGACACCGAACAAGUUCUUGAUGCGACCAAGGAUGGUUUCGAGAAGCUCCGAAUCGACAUCGAGACCUACGUUGACCGUGCUGCUGACGUUACCGGAAAGGACGAAAUUAUUGAUUGCAUAAGGGACAACUUCGAUGGGCUACGUGAAGAGUUAGCGCACACCAUGGCUCAUGGCUCGGAUGUUUCAAUGGAAUCUGUCAGGCACGAACUGAACAGCUUCCGUGAAGAGUUAGCACACACCAUGGCUCAAGGCUCGGAUGUUUCAAUGGAAUCUGUCAGGCACGAACUGAACAGCUUCCGUGAAGCAAUAGCCACCUCUGUCGUCCCAACGGGAUCGAGUGUUGAUAGGGACGAGAUCCUUUCUACCUUGAGAGAUGGUCUAGAUGGUCUCCGAGCAGAUAUGGACAGGCCGAGGGAUAGUGGUGAGAGCAUCUUAUCUGGAACAGGGGAGAUUCUAGACGCUCUUCAUGACGGACUCAAUAGCUUGAGGGUCGAAGUUGAGAGGAUUGGUAGCAAGCCUGUUGAUAUGACAGUGAACUACGAGAUUCUGGACACCCUCAAGGCUGGCAUGGAGGGCUUGAGGCUUGAUAUCGACCGUCUUCGUGACAGUGGAUUACACGACAACCAUAGCAGCAACGGCGACAGGGACAUUGCCGCAAUUACUAGCGGUGCGGUAAUUGCUACCGAGGGUCUCAAACGGAACGACAUUGAGAACCUCGAAGUGUUAAUCUCUCAGUUGGGAGCUAAGGUUGAGUCACUCGAAAAUAUGCCUCCCCAGUCAACGGUACCCCCAGCGGAUUCGGUGUGCAGAGAGGAUAUUAUUCAUAUGGAGGAGACCUUACGUCAUGUGCAGGAAUCUGUUGUGGAAAUGUCAGGCCGACAGCCUUCCCAGGUCAGCGAGGAGAGCGUACACAAGGAGGAUUUUGAGGCCAUUGAGACACUCCUUCGGAACACCAAAGCAAAAAUCGAUGAUUUGGACCCGGAACACCUUGUCAAGAAGGAUCAUCUUGACGCCGUCGAGGAUAUUAUCAGAGAGACUCGAGACUCAAUCAGCGAUAUCUUAGCUCAAAUUCCAGAAACGGCAAAGCGAGAGGAUGUUAGCAUUGUGGAGGCUCUGGUAAAAGACGUUAUGGUCAUGCUUCAGGAUGUCAAAGAUGUCUCAGAAAAUGAUGGUAACGUUGGAAUCAUUGUACUCGGCGUCAAAGAUCAAAUUGACAAGAUGAUCACCGACGAUCUUGCCGGACUUGCUAGCAAGGAGGAUGUUAAUACCCUCGGUGACAUAGUCAAAGACAUGAAGGAUGCAAACAAUACCGCCUUCGAGGAACGCCAGGCAGAAAUCGUCGGUGUCGGCGAGCGAGUCAGUGAAGUCAAAACACUCCUCGAGGAAUUCAGAGACGCAGUUAAGUCGAAAGUCGAAGAAGGCACUGCAGGAGUAGACUCGAUCAGCAAGCUCCUGGAAGGUCUGGGGCCUGUUAUCAGUUCCAAUGCCAACAUCACCGAAGAUGUCAAGGAGGUCUUGGAAACCAUUAAAGUUGAGUUCGAACAAUCCAAUGCUGGGGUUGUAGGCGCGAAGCUAGAAUCCGACGAGAAGUUCGAAAAGACCUGGGAAAAGAUUGACGAGAAAUUCGAGGACUUGAUGCUAAAAUAUGACGAUGCCCAGCUAGCGGCAGAGUCCAAAGAGAAAUCGGGCGAAGAGAGGAGGGUCGAGUCUGAUGCCGCACUCCAGGAUACGAAGGCGAUUGCGGAAGAGCUAAAGUUGCUCAUCAACACGCUCGGCUCCACCUUGACUGACUCGGUUGAUAAGAUGGAAGAGGCUUCAAAGACAGUCUUCAAUCGUGUUGAGGAUACCUAUUCGAAACUCGAAGAGACCCAUACUGAGGUUAGGACCGAGAACCAGCUCACUCGUGAUCAAGUCAUGAAAACCCUUUGCGCAGUUGAAGAUGUGCAUUCCAACGUCAACGAUUACAACCCGAAGAUCCUCGAUUCCAUAAAGGAUGUGCUAUUAAUUGUCGGUCAGCAUUACGAACACUCCAAGACAUCAACCGAUACCAUCCAAGAAAAGAUCAAGGAGCGUGACGUCGCCUCAUUGUCCUCUGUUCAAGGGCUGCUGCAAAAUACGCCAUCAAACAAAUAUGAUGACGGAGAGGUUCAAGAGAAGUUGAACAAGCUCGUCGAUCAUAUGCACUCUGCGGGCAAGUCGUUUGCCCAACUGGAUAUGCUUGACGAGAUCCAUCGUAAGGUAAUGCAAACAGCCGCCGAGGUUUCCGAAUUUGUGUCUAUCCAAACGCAGCGCAUCUCCAACGAUCACGAGGACAAGGUCAAGGAGGCCGAUGAGGCAGCAAUUACGCUCGAGAAGAGACUGGCAGAACAGGAACGUGUCGAAGCAGACGUUGCCAGGCAACGCGCUGAGGAGCAGCAGCUGAAAGACUCUGUAGCCUCGCUCAAGGCAGAGCAAGACGGUCUCUUCCAGCAAAAGAUGCGUCUUUCAGCCGACGUCUCAAGCCUCGAGACAGCCCUCCGCAUCCGCCGUGAAGAACUUCACAACAUGGAAGCCCGCGCUGAAGGGCUCGAGCGCCGCAUCCUCGAAGGUGUCAUCGACCACUCCCGUGCCUUCCUAAUCGGCAAGACCAAAGGCCGCGACCUGAUGAACCUUAAGCGUGUCCCCAGUCACGCAGCAUCCACAACCGGCUCGGCAACGAGCGGCGCCAGCUCGUCACGGAACCGCUCCGCAGGCACGAUGCACAGCGCGGUGGGCAUGGCCAUGAAUGCUCCCCCGCGCGCUAUCGUCAGCCACCCGAUCUCCAACCCCGCCGGCGCCUCGCGACGCAAUUUCUCCCUCAACCAGAUCACAAAUAACGUCCCCACUGGCGGCGUCAAGCGCAGCCACAGCGUCAAGAACUCGAGUGGCAGCGGGGCACUGAGGAAGACGAGCUGGGGUGGUAGUAUGCCCCGUCACGGCUACGGGGACUUGAAUAAGGAGAACUUGGCGCUGAAGGAGAGUGAUGAGGAGAGUGCCCGUGAGGAUGAUGGGGAGGUUAGUGAUAGUGGGACGUUGAGGAGGAAGAGUGGUGGAACGGUGAGCACGAUGACGGGGACGGAUGUUAGUGGGAGCAUUGACGAGGGGACCGAGUAUAGCGAGUCAGAAGAGGGGAGCUAUUAUGACGACGACGACGAGUCCGCGGUGGGGGCCGAGGGGAGGGGAGUGGUGAUGUAUGAGCAGCCUGCUUAGUUGUCGGGAUAUUGUCUGUUUUGCUUGUGUUUUGCUUUUGUUUGUCUGUUGUCUUUGAGCGAGAGCGAAAAUGGAAGCCACUAUCUGAGUGUUCUUGGGUUUGGCGACGGGGAAGGGUGUUUGGAAUUCGGCUGGGGGGAAUGGGACGGGAUUGAUUGGGUGUUUGAUGAUGAAACUUCUUUUUCACUUUUUAUUUUACUUUAGGGAAGCGAUGGUGUUGUGGGGGGUUUUCCAUAAGGGGGUUGAAGUGAAUUGAUUACUCU